This is a messenger RNA of Pelagomonas calceolata, 1082 nucleotides long. The record is from the annotation of a GenBank genome assembly. Lineage: Eukaryota; Pelagophyceae; Pelagomonadales; Pelagomonadaceae.
CAAUCUCGCUGGCUCACGGCCGUCGUGCUGCACGAAUCGGUCGUUAAAACUGGUCGGGUUCGAUGCAUUGCUGCGCGGCAGUGAUACGCAUGAGCUGAGAUGACCGAGUGCACGCCAGACGCGGAGGUCACGGCACAUCACCUCUUGUAUGAGAGCACCCUACCACCAUCGGAGCGCGUCGCACGCCUCCGCCGAGUUGCCGUCACCGAAGGACUCGACGCCAAUACGCGGCCCUUGGCCUGGACGCUCUUGCUCGGCUGCGGCCGAAUAGAAGCGCGGCGCUACUCGAAUCUCUGCGACGGCCUCAGCGACGACGCCCAAAAGAUCCGAGAUGAUGCGAGGAGGACGUUCCGGGCCGACGAUAGCGUACGGCAGAAGGUCAGAGACGCCCAGAUCGUGCGCUGCGUGACAGCUUUAGCGCGCAGUCGCAACAACGAGGUCUCGAACGGCGCGAACCGUUCAGCAGUGGCGGCCUGUUUCUUGUACGCGCUACCGUCCGAACUGGAAGCCUUCGCGUGCUUCGAGAAGCUGGCGGAGCUGUGCCCGCGCUACUUCACGCCGACGCUGGACGGCUGCGUCGUCGGCGCGGCGCUGGUUGAUCAUAUCUUGCGGUGCAUCUCUCCGGAAAUACAUGGGACAUUACUAGGAGACAGUUUACUACUGGACGACGACGCGCGGACCCCCGUGGAAGAUUUGGUAGCGUAUCCCCUGCUCGCGUCGCUGUUUACGGUCGUGCCUCCACUAGACGAGGUCGCGGUGCUGUGGGAUGCCACGUUCGCGCUCGGCGGGCACUUUCCGGUCCUGUGCGUGGUUGCCUUGAUCCUUGAGCGGUUUGAAUCUGGCGAUCAAACUGUUGCGCGGCUCCAGCCGCGGCGCUUGGCGCCUUUAGAUGCGCGGCGCAUCGUGGCGCGCGCUUGUGCUAUCGCGCCGCGCGUGCCCCGAUCCUUGUACGACGUCCUUGAGCGGCACGCGCGCGACGCUUCUGUGGACCGCGCGGUCGUCGCGGCGGCGUCGGAGGCGCCGCGGACGCCGCCGAAGCCUCCACCGAGCGCGCGAAAGCGCGCCAGUUAAUAUGACUUGCU